UUAAACGCCUUAACCCGUUUCCAAGCUGCAAAAAAGGAAAACGGAAGCCGAAGAUCUCUGGAAAUCCCGAAAUUACAGAACCCAACAAAUUAUUUUCCAGUAAUGCUUAACCUUGGAACAAAGUUAAAGGCAUGGCAUGGGCAUAAGAAAUACCCUGUUGUAGUCCUAGUUAUGUUUGUGGUAUCAGUCUCAGUUGCUUUGGUAUUCCUUUUCAACAAAUAUGAAGAAAACCCAAUUCCGGUACCUGGACUGCCAUCGGAUAGAAAAUGGAAUAGGUUUGAGUCUUUGGUGCAAUUUAAUCCGAAGAGAGAAUUCCGGAAUGGGACGGAUUUGAUAUGGCAAAUACCCGAUUCGCCUGAGGCUGUUCUUUUUCUAGCUCAUGGAUGUAGUUGUAGAGCUGUUAAUUUCUGGGAUAAGUCUCCUAAAUGUCCUGAAUGCGUUGGUUUGCCUGAGGAUAGGCUGCUUGUGCUUCAUGCUCUUGCUCGUAAAUUCGCUGUGUUGACUAUAUCAAGUGUAGGGGAAUGCUGGACAUUUGGGAAGGAAAGGUUGAUUGUUGAAGAUAUUUUAACAUGGUGGGUUAAGAGACAGAACCUUGGAAAGCUUCCUCUUGUGGCUUUGGGGGCUUCUUCUGGUGGGUAUUUUGUAUCUGCAAUUGCUAAUGAUUUGAAGUUUAGUAGUAUUACACUUAUGAUCGCUGAAGGCUUAUUUGAUCGCAUGGACAUCAAAGAGGACUAUCCACCUACCCUUUUUGUGCACAUGCCAAAAGAUACACAUAGGCAACAAAAAAUAACUGAAUUUAUGCAAGUCUUGAGAAGUAAAAGGGUUGAUGUUGCAGAGAUUAAAUGCAUGGAGUUGCCUCUGUCACCAACCUUUUUGUCUGAUAGAAUCCCAGGUGUUGGUCAGACUAUUUCGGCUAUGUUGUUCGAUUUGUUCAGGGAGAAAGGCUUUGUCGACAAGAAUGGAUAUAUGAAACGGGACGGACGUGCAACAGGUUGGGAAGAUGCUAUCCAGGAUAGUAAGCCUAAUUUGCUGGAAAACCAUUUGGUGCAUCCUGUUCAGGAGGAGCUAAAUCUUGCAUUUGCGUAUCACGAAAUGACUAGUUUGCAAUCCGAAGAUAUUCUUAAAUGGUUCGAAUCUCAUAUGACCUGAGCAGCCGUCUAUUGUACCACAGUACUGACUGUGUGAAAGGUGAUGGGUGAUACACUGUUCAUAGUAACAAUACCUCAACUUGAGCUGGACAAAUUUGUUUAAUGUUUGAAGUUUGUCUUUAAAUAACCAAAGACUAAGAUGUAAAGCUGCAGGAUCCAUUAUGUAUUAGGUAAAUUUUACUGUAUGUGGGAAACAAACCAAUCUUCAUUACACUGAAUACUAUUAUUCACUUUAUGUUUUGAAUUGCAAAAUGUCCAUUGUUUGCUUGCUUGCUUUGAAUGAAUGAUCUUUAUGUAUUAUCUAUAUAUACUUUUUGA
This is a messenger RNA of Gossypium raimondii (Peruvian cotton), 1466 nucleotides long. RefSeq lists its product as uncharacterized. NCBI's taxonomy places the organism in Eukaryota, Viridiplantae, Streptophyta, Magnoliopsida, Malvales, Malvaceae. The transcript has 2 exons. The record is from RefSeq and is a predicted model, not a curated record. The coding region runs from base 103 to 1149 and encodes 348 amino acids.